Molecule: messenger RNA, 2354 nt
Organism: Gigantopelta aegis
Lineage: Eukaryota; Metazoa; Mollusca; Gastropoda; Neomphalida; Peltospiridae
Product: chondroitin sulfate synthase 1-like
Exons: 3
Coding region: 1-2133 (710 amino acids)
Cellular component (GO): Golgi cisterna membrane
Molecular function (GO): glucuronosyl-N-acetylgalactosaminyl-proteoglycan 4-beta-N-acetylgalactosaminyltransferase activity
Source: RefSeq, a predicted model, not a curated record
AUGAAAGUUCGUCGUAGAUAUUCUACCAUUUAUAGCGUGUGCAAUGCCAUCGCGGGAUUUAUAAUGGGGGUUUAUCUCUUCAACGCGGCGGUGUUCACGUAUUACAGAGGAGCUCAGAACCAAUUCCGCAAAGCAGGACGAUCACACGUAGAAGGUGGCAAUCCAUCUUUAAACAACCACGAGGAACAGUUUCUUUUUAUCGGCGUCAUGACAACUCGAAACUACUUGAACACAAGAGCGGCUGCGAUUGGACGAACGUGGGGAGCACACGUUCCGGGGAAGAUCGUCUUCUUUGUAGGUCAAGGUGAAGACGUGGAAGGGUAUCCGGAUUUAAAUGUCGUGGUUUUGGACGAUGUUUCGGACUAUGCUUACCCUCCUCGGAACAAGUCGUUCGCGAUGUUGAAGUACAUAAACGAUCAUUACAUCAGCGAGUUCGAGUGGUUCAUGAGAGUCGACGAUGACGUGUUUAUCAAGCCCGACCGCCUGGAGGUAUUCCUCCGCUCUGUAGAUAGUUCCAGACGUCUCUAUUUGGGUCAGCCGGGGCUUGGCGUCCCGGCAGAGCGAGGAAAGCUCGGGUUACGUGAUGACAGUUUCUUCUUCUGUAUGGGAGGUACGGGGAUAGUUUUCACGAGGGACACGUUGAGACUAACAGCCCAAGGGUUCGAGUCGUGUCUCCGGCACACCUACUCGCAACACGAAGACACUGAGCUCGGUAGAUGUGUUGACGAACUUGUUGGAGUGUCAUGCAGCGCCGCCUAUGAGUUUUCGAAAUUGUUCUAUCAAAACCGAGUGCACAGAAAUGGUUCGUUUGAAGGUGAACUGGACGAAAACGCAGUUCUGUCAUUGACCUUACAUCCCGUGAAACAGUCGGAACACGUGUACAGGCUGCAAAACGUCUUUAACGUCAGACGAUUGUCACGUCUUAAAGAGACAAUAUCUCAUCUAGAAAACACUAUCGUAACCAUAGACAACAAACUUUCAGAAGUCAAGCACAAGAAGCCAAAGAGGAGAAGUCACAGACGACUGUACAAACGAAGUGCAAAAGCAAGAAUUACCAAUAAUGGGGCAGACGAUAUUUGGAAUAUUAUCCGAUCUGGACUGAUACAUGCACGUACACAUCCGUAUCAAAAUCCGUACGAAACUGUAGAGAGAAGGGGAAGACAACUAAGAAUUAACGAAACCCUUUCGGGUUUGAAGAAGUUACUACCACAAUCAAAACUCGAUAAACCCGUUUUCUAUUACGAAAAAAUAAGCCCGAAUGUCGGGGUAGAACACGUAGUGGUGACAGGAAACCGGCUUUCUUAUAAACUGUAUGUGGCCGUGCAGCGUUUCCAACGACCAGAAGUAAUCGAAAUUCAGACCGAAAAUAAAAUUCGAGAUAUCGUCGUGUAUAUGAUACUACCAGUAUAUCGAAGGCCGAAACAGUUCGCCAACUUCCUGACAUCGUUGUAUGCCGCCGCUUACCAAUACCGCGGCCAGAUCCAUCUCAGGGUUGUCGUGUACAAAGAUAUCCACAAAGAGUAUUUAUCAUCUCUGAAUCGUUUCAAAGAGUUCAAGGUACUCGAAGGUGAGAGCAAUGAACAGGGCUGUGCACGGUCUACCUCUAGACUCGCUGAUCCUGUUCAUGGACGUCGAUAUGAUCUUCACAGCUGGCUUUCUAGACAAAGUGAUUCUCAACACGAAGCGCGGCAAGGAGGCCUUCUUCCCCGUCUCUUUCUCCCUGUACGACCCGAAAACAGCCUGCCACGGGAAGCCUGGCUGUCGCUUCGAGAAAACAGUUUCGAAAUCCACCAAGAUCGCGGAACGUGGCGCCAUUUUGGUUUUGGCAUUGUGGGAAUCUACAAAGACGACUUCCUGCGCGUUGGAGGCUGGGAUUCCUCGAUAGUGGGCUGGGGGAAGGAGGACACUCUCUUCUACCAGCAGUGUUUCAGCUACGGGUUUCCGGUUUUCCGCUCCAUUGAGCUGGGAUUGGUGCACGUGCACCACGUGAAAUACUGUGACGUCAGCCUGCCCAACGACCAGUAUAAAAUGUGUCUCGUGUCCCGGGUCCAGAUGUACGCGUCACAGACCGUGUUGGCUGAUAUCGCUUUUAACAUGAUGUCAGAUUCUGUCAAGAACAAGGUGUCGGUAUGAGAACAAUAGACAUUCAGGCUUCACACGCGUGUGCAAGGGGCUGGGUAUCCCGUUCUGGAGCUAGAUGGACAUUUGGACGGUUAUAAUGGCUCUCUUAACCAGAGAUAAUCGUAUAGGGAAAACACGGAAUGGCUGCCUACCACACGGUAGACAAAGAUUCCCGCUCUAAUACAACACAAAUCCUAGAUGUAUGACGCUAAAUACCGUUACAUUGAUCAUCG